Ylistrum balloti is the source of this 1398-nucleotide messenger RNA. RefSeq names its product zinc finger protein ZIC 4-like. NCBI's taxonomy places the organism in Eukaryota, Metazoa, Mollusca, Bivalvia, Pectinida, Pectinidae. The transcript has 2 exons. Gene Ontology annotation, molecular function: RNA polymerase II cis-regulatory region sequence-specific DNA binding; DNA-binding transcription factor activity, RNA polymerase II-specific. Gene Ontology annotation, cellular component: nucleus. The coding region runs from base 1 to 1398 and encodes 465 amino acids. The record is from RefSeq and is a predicted model, not a curated record. Gene Ontology annotation, biological process: regulation of transcription by RNA polymerase II; central nervous system development.
AUGAUCGGCACAUUUGUGGAGCGCAGCGAUCCCCAGCAUCUGGCCUCCCCGGGGGUAGGAUACGGGCACCCCGAGGGUACCGCCAUGGUGCAAAACCAGCAGUAUGGUUAUUACAACGGUCAGGCGAGUGGGUAUGGUGUUUCCUAUAGCAAUGUUGGAAAUCUUAACUCCCGGGAAUUAUUUCUACGCCGAACGGCAGAGUUUGGACUUUCUGGAAGUGAUGUUUCAAGUAAUGUAAGUUCCCGUCCAGGGAUGCUGUUUCCUCCGCCAUCCAGCGGUUUUCAUUCACAACAUCAUCAAGAAGUGAGUCCACAUGUCCUUCUCCAGGGACUACAUGACGUCACAUCAUAUCAUAACCCGAGACAGCACAUGCAUGGUCAGCCUGGCUACUACAUGUCGGGACAUAGCCCAGAAUACAUCUCCAGAAAUGAUCAAAUGGGACUCAACCCGGCCACAAGACCGGAACAGUAUGGUCAUGAGAAUCAACCCUUUAUGAACCCUAUAAAUAUGUUGCAAAACGGGACUGGGCCCUUUUUUAGAUACAUGCGUCCCCCUAUAAAACAGGAACGCACGUGCAUGUGGGUUGAUUCUGACCAGCCAGAACCUAAAAAGCCGUGUAAUAAAGUAUUUUUUACAAUGCACGAGAUCGUAAAUCACAUAACGAUUGACCACGUCGGGGGGCCGGAGCAAGCCAACCAUACCUGUUUUUGGCAAGAGUGUCCGAGGGAGGGAAAGCCCUUCAAGGCCAAGUACAAACUUGUAAACCAUAUCCGAGUCCAUACAGGAGAGAAACCAUUUCCGUGUCCAUUCCCGGGAUGUGGUAAAGUGUUUGCCCGCAGUGAGAACCUCAAGAUUCACAAGAGAAUACAUACGGGAGAGAAGCCUUUUAAAUGUGAUUUUGAUGGUUGUGACCGGAGAUUUGCGAACAGUUCCGACAGAAAAAAACACAGCCAUGUGCACACGAGUGACAAGCCAUACAACUGCCGAGUAAGGGGAUGUGACAAAAGUUAUACUCACCCUAGCUCUCUACGUAAGCACAUGAAAAUCCACGGGGACAUCUCCCCUGAUAUGGAGAAAUCUGACUCUGAAGAUCACUCGGAGAGCAGUGAAUCAAUGUCUAGGACAACUCCCUCAAAUGACGUCACGAUGCAUUCGCACCAAUCACCGCCCUCAACAGAAAGUGUAUCUGACACGAAACCUAUUUUGACGUCACCUUCUGUGACGUCUCACAUGGAUCAGAAUAAUGGAAUUCCUGUACCGGAAGUGCCUAAAUUAAAUGACUGGUUUGUUUGUCACCCACGAACAAUGACUUCUGCCCCUUCUAAAGAACAUGCGUCAUUCCCUUCUAUAGCACCUUUGUCAUCAUUUCACCCGAUGCCCAUCAUGCAAUAUUCGUAA